Adineta steineri is the source of this 213-nucleotide messenger RNA. Lineage: Eukaryota; Metazoa; Rotifera; Eurotatoria; Adinetida; Adinetidae. The record is from the annotation of a GenBank genome assembly.
AUGAAUCCCAAUAUACAUCAACAACCAUCUAAUAUAAACCAAUUUUCUAUUGAACAAGAAAGUCAAUCGAUUGAAAAAUCAACAAAGUCAUUAGGAAAUAAUUUUCCUAGAGGUUUACGAGGUGGUGGUGCUUGUUUUGAUUGUUUAGCAUGUUUAUGUUGUUGUUGUGCUAUUGAAGAAAUGGCUUGUUUUGAAUGUUGUAAAGAUUGUUAA